ACUCCCACUCUUCCUCUUCUCUCUUUACGCUGUCUUGGGAAACAAGAAAAACGCUCUUUUCUUUUGGAACAAAGAACGACUCGUACUUGAACAAAAAAAAAAAAAACCCUUUGGAUUGCGCGCUCAACAAAUCUCAACCGUCCACCUUUUCAAUCCGACGCCUCUCUCCACUUUCUCUCUCUACUGAAAAACUUAAAACAGACUCUCUCUUUUCCUUCCCUAUCUCUGUCAUCUGCAGUUUUUUUCAUCAUAAACCCUAGUGAGUCGAAACACUGAAUCUCUCUCUCAAUCUUCAUCGCACGUUCUUCUCUCCGAUCUCACUCUCUGCGUUUCGUUCCAAUUUAAGACGCGAUCGUUGUUCAGAGUAACGAUGACUCUUGAUUCUAUGUGAGAAACCGAAAAGAUUAACCCGGUUCGAUUCCGGUUUUCUUCGUCCUCGGUUUUUGUGUUUAUACUCAAUUUCUCAAAAGAACCGUACGGCAAUGCCGGCGGCAGGUAUGAAGCGGUCUACUAGAGCUUUCGGAGUGGUUAUGAAGGGAUCCGACUCGGGUCGGGUUCUCCGGUCCGGUAGGCGGUUAUUUCCAGAACAAUCAGUCGAAGAGAAGACCAAGAGAGGGAAGGUAGGAGAUGAUUGCCCGAAGCAGCCACUUCCAUCUAAGAAAACGGCUGUGCCGGAAAAGACCGCUGAAGACGAAAGGGCGGUAGGGGAAGUGAAGAGGGGUCGGGAUGGUGACAAGGUUGACAGGAUGUAUGGUAUUGUGUAUAGUAGAAAGCGGAGAAGGACUGCCCGUUCUCCAAGAUUGGAACUUUAUAAAAAGAAAAGGGAAGAAACGGUGGAGAGUGGUGUGUGCAGUGUGCUUUCUGUUGUUGUGAAGCCUUGUGCUAGAAGAAAUGGUAGAUUUUCGUCUUUGUUGGUUUCGGUGUUGAGGUACAUGAGGAGGGUCACAGUUACAUUACCUGAGCUUUUGGCCUUUUUUAUGUCUCAACCGAUUCAUGCUGCCUUUGAUUCGCAGGGUGUAAAGUUUUUGCAGGGUUCUCCUCCUGUCAGCACUGGAAUCUGUUGUUUUUCUGGGAUCACACAGUUUAUUCCAUUGUUCUCUGUAGACUUUUCUGCUGUUCCAGUUUAUUUUGAGUAUCUGCAUUAUGCAAUGCUUUUAGAUUCUUUCUUUAGGUCGUUUUUUAUUGUAAAUAGUCCAAUAAUUGCACAUAGUGACGAUGGGGAUGAUUUGGAGGUAAUUGAUUUCCCAGAAUACAAAGAUAAACUACAGAUUUCGUUUGAUACUGUUGAAAGAGAACCUUCCAAGAGUGAAACUGUUAUCCCUGAUGUUAUUGAAAUCAAUGACAGUGUAUCUUUAUCUUCCCCUGUCAAGGGCACCAGGCUAGCCCGUAGUAGUAAUGGACAGUUUAGAAGUGUUACGAGCUCUAGAAGCAUUGUUCAGAAGAGGAGGAGUUCACUCAGGAAAAGGAAAGCUAAUAAUUCUUUUACCAUGACUUUACGCCGAAGUAAUAGAGAAGUGGCUUCGAAUUUAGUGGGUGGUAGAAAACGCAAUAACCAGCUGUCUGGUAUGACCUCCAGCACGAGGCUGAGAAGCUUAACCAAUGGGAAUACUGCUGGAAGGUUGAAAGACGCAAGUUCUGCCAUAGUAGAUUCUACACAAACUAUAGAGUCUUCUCUCUGUUCAGCAAACAUAUUGGUCGUAGAGUCGGAUCGGUGUUACAGGGAAUAUGGAGCAGGUGUCACUUUAGAGGCGUCUGCUUCCAGAGAAUGGCUUCUCACUGUAAAGAGAGAUGGAUUAACAAGAUGCACCUUCAAAGCUGAAAAAGUGAUGCGAUCUUGGUCUUCCAGCCGGUUCACCAAUGCAACAAUGUUUUCAUUAGAUAAUGGUUGGAAGCUGGAGUUUACCAACCGCCAGGACUGGUCUCUCUUUAAAGCCCUUUAUAAGCAGUGUUUUGAUCGAAAUAUCCCUGGUCCUGUUGCUAAAUUUAUUCCAGUACCAGGCGUGCAUGGGGUCACUUCCUAUGCUGAAAGUACCAAUUUUAUCUUUCAGAGACCAGCUACUUAUAUAUCUAUGCAUGGAGAUGAGAUAACUAGAGCAAUGGCAAGGAAAACUGCAAAUUAUGACAUGGAUUCUGAUGAUGAAGAAUGGCUGAGCAAGCUCAACAUUGAGUUGCAAGAACACGUUUCAGAGGAUAAUUUUGAGUUAAUGAUUGAUGCUUUUGAGAAGGUUUAUUAUUGUAAUCCAGAUGAUUCCUUUGAUGUAAAAUCUGCGGUUAGUAGUCGUCAGGAUCUUGGUAGCAAGGAGGUUAUAGAAGCUGUAUAUACCUAUUGGAUGAGGAAACGGAAGCAAAAACGCUCUUUGCUAAUUAGGAUUUUUCAGAAUCAUCAAUCAAAGAGAGCACCACUUAUUCCAAAGCCUUUGCUGCGAAAGAAGAGGUCAUUUAAGAGACAGCCGGGUCAGUUUGGCAGAAGCAACCAGCCAAGUCUGCUGAGAGAUUUUGUAGCUGAACAAGAGGCCUUGGAAGAGAAUGCAAUGCUUAGGCUUGAACAAGCUAAGGCCUCAGCAAAAGCAUCCAUGGAAAUAGCCAUUCAAAAACGCAAAAGGGCUCAGUCUCUUGCUGAAAAUGCAGAUUUGGCAACCUAUAAGGCUGCAAUGUUGAUUAAAAUAGCCGAAGCAGCUGUGGCUACAGGAUCAGUAGAAAUUGGGGCCAAAUACUUUCUUGAUUGAUGGUUAAGGUCAAUUCUGUUCCGUUUGCUAAUUAUAACACCACAUAUCUUAUUACAGGAAUGCUCACAGUAGAUUUGCUGCUGUGUUUUUCCCCCCUUUUAUACUGUAAACAGUGUACAGAUUUUUGUUUGAAUGUACAAUUUGGUUAGGAAUCAAGACCACACCGAUCUUCCUUACCCCGAGAGUGGUGAUUUCUUUCCCUUGGAAGAAAGAAAGAAUUAUAAGAAAAAGAUUUACAGGAUUUUCAUGA
Vicia villosa (hairy vetch) is the source of this 2976-nucleotide messenger RNA. RefSeq lists its product as uncharacterized. Gene Ontology annotation, biological process: regulation of transcription by RNA polymerase II. Lineage: Eukaryota; Viridiplantae; Streptophyta; Magnoliopsida; Fabales; Fabaceae. Gene Ontology annotation, cellular component: piccolo histone acetyltransferase complex. The coding region runs from base 483 to 2726 and encodes 747 amino acids. The transcript has 5 exons. The record is from RefSeq and is a predicted model, not a curated record.